Messenger RNA from Tachysurus vachellii, 4855 nucleotides. RefSeq names its product connector enhancer of kinase suppressor of Ras 2b (gene cnksr2b). Gene Ontology annotation, cellular component: cytoplasm; membrane. Lineage: Eukaryota; Metazoa; Chordata; Actinopteri; Siluriformes; Bagridae. Gene Ontology annotation, molecular function: protein binding. The transcript has 22 exons. Bases 359 to 3241 code for a protein of 960 amino acids. The record is from RefSeq and is a predicted model, not a curated record. Gene Ontology annotation, biological process: regulation of signal transduction.
UGCGAGCAGGAGAACUGGGGCCAUGCAAACAACCCCGACUAGAUGAGGGACACGUUAAGCUUAGGAGAAAUCAAGUCAGUAUUUAGACUCUAAGAAAUGAACAAGUGAGGAGGAAUGCGCUGAACGGACACACACACACACACACACACACACACACAGACACACACACAGACUCAAGGAUGAUUUGGACUUGACUGAGCCUCUUCGCUUUUCUCUAAGUACGCUGCUUGUACACAAUCAAUGGAGCACGAAGAAGAUUGCAGUGAUCAGAUCUGAGAUUUACGCAGCACAGAAUUGCGCAUCUGAAUCGCUCCCUUUGCGCCUUUGUUUGGCACUGACUGCAAAAACUUCCACUAGGAUGGCUUUGGUCAUGGAACCUGUAAGCAAGUGGACAACGAGCCAGGUUGUGGACUGGAUGAAGGGUCUGGAUGACUGUCUGCUGCAAUACAUUAAAAACUUUGAGCAGGAGAAGGUUGGAGGGGAGCAGCUGCUGCGCAUCACCCAUCAGGAGCUGGAAGAUCUGGGAGUUUCUCGCAUUGGCCACCAGGAGCUCAUCCUGGAGGCUGUAGACCUGCUGUGUGCACUGAACUAUGGUCUGGAGACUGAGAACCUGAAGACUCUGUCCCAUAAACUCAACGCCUCCGCUAAAAACCUGCAGAACUUCAUAACAGGGCGCAGACGUGGAGGUCACUACGAUGGCCGAGCCACACGCAAGCUCCCGAAUGACUUCCUCACCUCCGUGGUGGAUCUGAUUGCUGCUGCAAAAAGUCUACUGGCUUGGCUUGACAGGUGUCACGUCUUCCUCAGGUCUCCUUUUGCCGCAGUGGCUGAUUAUUCCCUGACCAGGAACAACGUGAUCCAGCUUUGUCUAGAACUUACCACAAUAGUGCAACAGGACAACACAGUGUAUGAAACAGAGAAUAAAAUACUGCAUGUGUGUAAGAUGCUGUCUGAUGUGUGUGACCAUAUUAUCACGCUCUCCUCAGACCCCAUGGUGUCUCAGGCUGCUCACUUGGAGGUGGUGCAACUGGACAACAUCAAAUCGACAGAGGGGCUGGGCAUGUACAUCAAGUCGACGUAUGAUGGCCUACAUGUCAUCACAGGGACCACAGAAGGGUCUCCGGCAGACCGCUGCAAGAAAAUCCAUGCUGGUGAUGAAGUAAUUCAAGUCAAUCAUCAGACAGUGGUGGGCUGGCAGUUAAAGAACUUAGUGAACUCUUUACGUAGUGACCCUGCUGGAGUGUCCUUAACACUGAAGAAACGUCCUCAGAGCACGCUCACUUCCACCCCUGCCUUACUGAAGAACAUGAGAUGGAAGCCACUGGCCCUGCAGCCCAUCUUCCCCUCAAGCCCCAGCAGCAGGGCAGCCACACCUACCAGCACCCUCAGUACACCAUCCAAACGAGACAGCUGUGCCCUACAGGAUCUCUACUUCCCCCCACCACCGGAUGAGCCGUACACACCCAGAGAGGGCACAGCCAUUGACACCUCCCAGCAUGAGGUGGCAAAGCGCUCUGAGUCGCCGAACUCUUAUCUAGACCAGGAAUGCCGGCGGCGGUUUCCUAUGAUGGAAGAGGAUGCAGUUCUGUACUGCUACGAGUACGACCCAAAUCGAGGGCCUCCUCCUGUGCGCAGGGACGGCACUAUGACAUACGGCAGACUGAGGCCCAUCUCUAUGCCGGUGGAGUAUAACUGGGUGGGCGACUAUGAAGACCCAGCCAAGAUGAAGAAAGAGCUCAGGAGAGAGAACUCCAUGCUUCGUUAUGUUGGAGAGGAUAAGCCGGGUCCUGAGGAGUACGCGAUAGGACGCAGCAGCAGCAGCAGGAGAAGCAGAAGGAAGAAUGAGAAAGGGAGUAGCCCCGCCCAUUACGCCUUGGUUCCAGCCCUUCAGAUGGAAAUUCUAAGACAGGAGUCAGUAACCACGCCCACCUCAGACACUUCCUCCGUCUAUCAUACAUUCGAUCAGUCUUCAGUGCUGUCGAAGUCGAAGAAGAAGUUGAGAGCUGGCUCACUGUCUUCCAUCAGUAAGCGCAGGAUUUCCUGUAAAGACCUGGGACAGGGAGAUUGCGCAGGCUGGCUGUGGAAGAAGAAGGAUGCCAAGAGUUACUUCUCUCAAAAGUGGAAGAAGUACUGGGUGGUGCUGAAAGACACCUGCCUGUACUGGUACAUCAACGAGGAGGAUGAGAAGGCAGAAGGCUUCGUCAGUCUCCCUGAGUUCAAAAUUGACCAAGCAAAUGAAUGCCGCAAGAAGUUCGCUUUUAAGGCAUGCCAUCCUAAGAUCAAGAGUUUCUACUUUGCAGCAGAUAAUGUGGACGACAUGAACAGAUGGUUGAGUCGAAUGAACAUGGCAGCAGCAGCUCACUCAGAGCAGGAAAGAAUUCGACAGGAUCAUGACUACUGGAGUGAGAGUGAUCACGAGGAUGUUGAAAACUUGUCUUCAAAACAGAACAGCCCCCCACCACCUUAUGACACCUACCCUGCCUUACAGGUGAGCCCUUAUCCUGAGCCCAAACACAUUCGGCCUCCAUCCACAGAGACAAUGCAGCCCCGGUCUCCCCAUGAGGACUUCCAGCCCGAGCCUCAAUGUGCCAGUAUGAGUGGCUCCAGCUCUCCUGCUCGCAAGUCGUCCAGCCAGCGGCGCUCCUGGCAAGACCUGAUUGAGACACCACUCACCAGUUCAGGUCUGCACUUCCUUCAGUCACUGCCUCUGGAGGAUGCUGUAUUCUUGGAGCCUAAUGGAGCUAUGCCUAUAGAACUUCGGCGCCAGGCCACACUGCCACCUCAGCGUUGUCCACUACCAGAGCGUCACACCCCACUGACACCCAGCCCACUACCUUCCACAGCUCGGAUAGGAAGAGAAGUAAAACACCGCAGCUUUACGCUGCCACGUGACAGCGGCCUGCAUGCCAUCCUGGCAGCAACAGCAGGGGCACCUGAACACAGAGAUAUGCAGCAGCACCAGCUGGGCCAGGCAUAUACGAGAGAUGCAGGUAUGGAGCGGGAACGCAGGCACCAAACUGAUUCGCUGUGUGAUCUGUAUCGAGCUCUAGAGAGGGCCAGUCUAUCCCCUGUGAAUGAGCAGAUGCCCCCCACGCGUCUGGAGUACAAGCGCUCAUUUGUCCGCCGUGGUAAUGACCCCUUGCUUAAUGAAAAACUGCACCGCCUGCGCAUUCUUCAGAACACAUUCAAGGAUGUCCCGCUAAAAGAGGCUGAGACAAAGAUCAUUCAUCGAGAUGUGUAAGGAAAACCGGUGGCAAUCAGGAGAGUAGCCUAGAAAACGACAGUAUUUACAUCUGUACAUAAAGAUUGUAUACUGUAAUGUGAGAGGAGUGUUAUCUCUGCUCUAGUUCUGUUCUCUUCAUCUCUGCUUCUUUAUGGAGGUUGAUUUACAUGUACACUGCCAGUCAAUGGUUUUUGAAGAAAAAUAUUAAGCUUGUUUCCAUCAAAGACCUUAGUAGAGAAAAAGGUUAUUAGACCGUUCAGACUUUACAGGGUUCAGAAUUCAGCCCUGAGUUCACAUUGUCCUGACAGUUUUUCUCCCAAAAUUAUGAUGGUAGGUGGACUGGCCACUCUAAAUUACUUUGGGGUGUAAAUUUGAAGGCAAAUGUGUGUUUUAUGCCCUGUGUUGGUCUGGCAUCCCUGGAUAAUGAUCAGCAUAAUGAGAUUACUAUGAAUGAAUGAAUGAAUGAAUGAAUAUCAACUGAAAUAUAAAUGUACAUGUUGUGUGCAUAUGAGUGCUUAUUUCCAAUAAGAUAAAAAGCCACAAACUGUUCUCAGUUCACUUCUACCUACUCCCUUGUAUAUUUACGUUUAAAGUCUUGAGCCUGUCUCAGGAAAUUGUGGCAUACAUACAAGGAUGGGAUGCCAGUCCAUCAUGGGGCAGCAGGCAAACACAUCCAUAGAAACAUGAAUAAGAUGCACACACACAUUAACCCAAGCUUGAGAUCAGAGCAGGGAUAAUGGAGCUGUGAGGUAGCAAUGCAUCCGGAAAUGCCACCAAAAAUGAUUGCUCAGAAACUUUUGACUGGCAUCGUAUUUAUUGGAUCUUUAUUCGAUCUUUAUUACUGUCCUCUGAGCUCAUUUUACUUGCCAUAUUUAUGCCAUGUCUUCCUUCUUUCUCCUGAUUUGUUUCCAUAUUUGCACACUGUUAAUAUGUGCAUAUGAAGGCAUUAUUUUGUAUAUCGGUAAUUGCUAAAUUAUGGUCUGUUGAAACCUUUGAAGUUUAUGUAUUGUUUAGCAAAUACUGGCCUUUGAGAAACCAAAUGACUGCACUUCCUUUGAGUGUUGGUCCUCUACACUGACUGAAAAUGAAACACAGAACUGCUGGUAUAGAUGUUCCUCAACUACUGAUUGUGUUAUUUUACUUUGCAUGGCAACAGUCAAAGUUAUGAUUUUUGUGUGUGUGAUUGGCUUUAAGUUCUUAAUUGGAAAUUGCAGUUUCUUUAACUUUUAUAGCUGUACAACAGUGUAUGUCAAUAGGUAUAACAUAUGGAAUGACUAUGUGUAUUUAUUGUUGUAAAACAAAGAGAGAAAGAUGGUUGUAUAUCAAACAUGUCAUCCUUGUCUAUGCUUCCAUCUGGCUGUCUUCUGUGUGGCUUAUGACCUUUGACCCUGGAAUCAACUCAUAGUACAGUGCAAAACAUUCAAGAAUUUGGUGUUAAAUACACAACAAUGCUAAACUAAAAUGGUUAACCAGUGAAACGCUGUCUAUUUUUGUAAGCAUGAUAUUUAUCCACUGGUUUGUACGUGGUUUUAUAUUUUGAGCUGUGUUUUAAUUGAAGAUAAAUGAUGGUGUUGAUUCCUUUGACAGGAUGAAACCUAUAAGCAAUUAUCCUGUUGUACUGUAUCUCUGAGA